Oncorhynchus kisutch (coho salmon) is the source of this 500-nucleotide messenger RNA. It is a transcript of the gene bsnd, whose product is annotated as barttin CLCNK type accessory subunit beta. Gene Ontology annotation, cellular component: basolateral plasma membrane. Gene Ontology annotation, biological process: chloride transport. The transcript is spliced from 3 exons. NCBI's taxonomy places the organism in Eukaryota, Metazoa, Chordata, Actinopteri, Salmoniformes, Salmonidae. The record is from RefSeq and is a predicted model, not a curated record. Gene Ontology annotation, molecular function: chloride channel regulator activity. The coding region runs from base 106 to 471 and encodes 121 amino acids.
CUCUCCCUCACCUUCAGUAGUAUCUGACCCAGAGCAUAACAUAGCCUUAGCUAAGCUCCAUACCAAGGUGGGUUUGGUUCAGACUUCAUUGGUCAGGGUAGCAGCAUGGUGGAGGGUAAGCCGUAUCGGUAUGGUCUGAUCGCGGCAGGGAUGUGUGUGUUGUUAGUCGGUCUGUUCGUUAUGACUCAGGAGCGACCUCACAUCUACGCAACACUCUGCUCUCUGGGGAUCACCAUGAUCACCCUUGGCACCGCGUGGAGCCUCUGCCAGUGCUACCCUAAGGUGGUGUUGAUCUCUCAGAGCCUGGAGGAGAGGGGACCCAGGGACAGCAUGGAUGCUGUUGCAGGGGAGAAAAACAUCAGUGUUACACUGGCUGGUUUCCAUGAUAACAAGGUCAGCCCUGCCCUGUCUGUCCCUCUGGUCCUCCAGCUCCACUCUUCCCACAGCUGUCCCAUACUACACCUGGCUUGACCUGAAAUAAACAUCUUUUAUGGAUUUUA